AUGAGUGAAGAUAUAAGAAACAUAUUAUUAAUUGGUCGUACAGGCCAAGGUAAAUCAUCUUUAGCCAAUACAAUAGUAAAUGAUGAGAAAAGUUUUGAUAAUGGGAAUGAAUUCAACGAAAUUUUUAAAGAGAGUGAUAAAACUCUUAGUCAAACUAAAAAAAUUCAAGAAGAAAUCUUUACUAUAGAACGAAAAAUAAAAGGAAAGAUGGAGAAUCUGAAAUAUCGAAUCAUUGACACUGUUGGAAUUGGAGACACAUCGUUGAGUCAAAGAGCAGUUCUAGUUGAGAUAGCUAAAGGGUGCAAAAAGGUUAAGAAAGGAAUAAAUCAAAUUCUAUUUGUAUGUGGAGAAAGAUUAACACCAGAAGAAAUUUUAGCUUAUGAUAUAUUGAGAAAUAUUCUUUUUGACCAAAUGAUUGAUAAAGACAUUACUAAAUAUACUACUAUUGUUCGAACGAAAUUUUACAAUUUUGAAAAUGAAGAGGAAUGUGAAAAUGACGUUCAAUCCUUGCUUAAAGAAAGUAAUAGAGUAAUUGUCGAGGUGAUUGAAUCAUGCGAUAAAAGGAUUGUUCAUGUGGAUGUCCCACCAAUAAAUAUAAAAGGGGAAGGAAAACAAAAUCAAAUUAAUACUAAUAAAGAAAUUCGUAAGGAAGCUAGAAAGAAGUUAUUGAACCAUUUAGCAACAUGUCGAGAUGUUUAUAUACCAGAAAGUUUAAAUAGGAUAAGCAAGAGAAUUGAUGAUUUAUUAAUAAAUGAAAAUGAAAAAUUAAAAAAACAACUAGAAACAUCGCAAAAAAAGCUUGAAAAAUUGCAAGAACAACUAAAUAAUGCAAUGAAGAGAGACGAAAGAUUAUUAUCAGAAGCGUCAGAAGAAGCGAAAGGAUCAUUUCAAGAACAAAUAAAUAAAGUAUUAAGGAGAUUAUCAUUGAAAGAAAAAAGAGAAACAGAUGAACUAAGAAGGAAAAUGGAUGAUCUAAGAAAGGGAAUGGAUGAAAUAAGGAGAAAAAUAGAUGAUAAUGAGAGAUCCAUAGAAACUGGCCUUUUUGAGGCCAUUGGCAGAGGUUUGGAUAAACUGGUAGAAUUAUCAUCAGCAUUGGUAGGAAUACAAUAUGAUAUUAGUAAUUGUCAAAUUUUGUAA
Molecule: messenger RNA, 1137 nt
Organism: Cetraspora pellucida
Lineage: Eukaryota; Fungi; Glomeromycota; Glomeromycetes; Diversisporales; Gigasporaceae
Source: the annotation of a GenBank genome assembly